Symbiodinium natans is the source of this 1736-nucleotide messenger RNA. Lineage: Eukaryota; Dinophyceae; Suessiales; Symbiodiniaceae. The record is from the annotation of a GenBank genome assembly.
AUGAUGAGCCUUUGCUAUGCAGAGUCGUUCAGAUGGAUAUCGCGCACCCAUGCUUUGCUGCCAGAGACUUUCGCACUUCUGCCAGGCUCUAUUGGCAGCGAGGAGAUAGUCGCCGGAUCUCCGCGCCAGUUCAACCUAUGGAGCACAUACACCCGAGCCCAUGACUUUGCCAUGCACAUGCGGGAGGAAGAGGAGGAGGAGAACAUAGAUCUAAGUGAAGGCCUGGACGAGUUUGCCAGAGAGCUGGAGCAAGAGAAGAAGAUACGAUCUGAAACAACAACGUCGAAAUGGGUCUUAAGCCCGAACUCGCCAAAGCGGAUCUGUUGGGACUUGGUCGGUGUGCUCGUCUUGCUCUACGACUUAAUCAUGAUCCCUCUUUACACAGCUUUCCCGCUUCAAGACAACGCCUUUCUGUCCAUGAUGACGGGGGUCACGUUGGCUUUCUGGACUAUGGACAUCCUCGCCUGCUUUUGCGUCGGGUACUACGCGAAAGACGGGACAUUGGUUGUAAGCCUGGCAAGGAUUGCAAGGCAGUAUUUAUUGAGCUGGUUUCCGCUGGACGUGGUCAUAGUGAGCAUUGAUUGGAUCAUCGUCCUUGCCCUUGUCACGGAGGAAGAGGGCAAGAGUGCAGGCCUCAUGCGAGCGGGGAAGAUGCUGCGCGCCCUCCGAGUGCUUCGGACGCUGCGGCUUCUGCGCUUGGCCAAGCUCCGACAGCUCCUGAACAAGCUGCAAGAUCAGGUCGACUCGGAGCACGUCUCCGUGUUGCUGGACAUCGUCAAGCUGCUGAUCGCCAUCAUCUUCAUCAACCACUUCAUUGCUUGUGCCUGGUACCUUGUGGGCUGCAACCCCCCGGGGAAUGAGAGCUCCUGGCUCAUCGCGGAAUUUUCCGUCCUCACCUGCGACGACCCUAACGACGAGUUCCUGCUCUACAAGUACACAACCGCCAUGCACUGGUCUCUGACGCAGUUCACGCCGGCGUCCAUGGGGGUCCAGCCCCAAAACACUUUCGAGAGGAGCUUUGCCAUUGGCGUCCUGCUUUUUGCCCUCCUGGUCUUUUCUUCUUUCGUCGCGAGCCUCACAGGCGCCACAACCAGCUUGCGAAAGAUGACUGGCCGGCAUUCUUCUCAACUCUGGCUGCUGCGGAAGUUCCUGCGACAACGCGGAAUUACGCUGGAUCUGCAGGUUCGCAUCAACCGGUACAUCAACGUGGUCUUAACGAUGACGCAACGCUACGUGCAGUACAGCGACGUUCACCUCUUUGGCCAUCUUUCUGGUCCCCUGCACAAUGAGCUGCAAACGGAGCUCAACAAGCCUCGCUUGGUUAUCCAUCCUUUCUUCGUGAACAUGCUGGAUAAGUUCGAAGCGUUGAUGCGCAAGGUCUGCUGCAGUGUGCCAGUGGAGAUGGCGCUCUCACGGGGCGACGUGCUCUUCUCCGGCGGUGAGGAAGCACACAGCAUGUACUUCCUUUGCUCAGGGGACGGGGACUACUGGCACGUGGAGUCGAAAACCUUCAGCAACCUCGGCGCAGACCAGUGGUUUUGUGAAUCCGUCCUUUGGACCCCCUGGGUUCAUCAAGGCCGCGCACGUGCAAAGAGUGAAACGGAGCUUCUGGCCCUCAGCAGCUCCAAGUUCCGCGACGUCUUGUCCGAGUACCCGAAGCACAUGGCCUUCAUGAGGAUGUAUGGCCAGGUUUUCCUGGGCCAGCUCCAAGACCGGUUUGAUGGCAAUCAACUUCU